Molecule: messenger RNA, 495 nt
Organism: Salvelinus namaycush (lake trout)
Lineage: Eukaryota; Metazoa; Chordata; Actinopteri; Salmoniformes; Salmonidae
Gene: sh3bgr
Product: SH3 domain binding glutamate-rich protein
Exons: 7
Coding region: 13-495 (160 amino acids)
Cellular component (GO): cytoplasm
Source: RefSeq, a predicted model, not a curated record
CAUUGUAACAAAAUGGUUAUAAAAGUAUUUCUAGCUUCUUCAUCAGGAUCGACAGCGAUCAAAAAGAAGCAACAGGAUGUGCUUGGGUUCCUGGAGGCCCUGAAAGUGGACUACGCUCCAUUGGACAUUGCCUGCAAUGAGGACAACCGCAUGUGGAUGAGGGAAAAUGUCCCUGUGGAGAAAAAGCCCACCAACGGGAUCCCCCUACCCCCUCAGAUCUUCAACGAAGAGAGCUACUGUGGGGACUACGAGACAUUCUUUGACGCCAAAGAAGACAAUGCGGUGUAUGCCUUCCUGGGUCUGCCACCUCCUCCAGGUUCCAAGAAGGCCCCCGUGAAGGAGGAAGAAGCCCAGGAAGAAGUAGAUGAUGAAGAGGCUAAGGGAGAAGACGAUCAGCCGGUUUCUGAGGAAGAAGAAGAGGCCCCAGAGGUAACAGAGGUAUAUUCUGGCUGUGCUCCAAGCCCAUUGCAUGGUGUGGCCCCUGACGUGGAGUAA